Molecule: messenger RNA, 1709 nt
Organism: Gamsiella multidivaricata
Lineage: Eukaryota; Fungi; Mortierellomycota; Mortierellomycetes; Mortierellales; Mortierellaceae
Product: pyridoxal-phosphate dependent enzyme
Exons: 5
Coding region: 108-1607 (499 amino acids)
Cellular component (GO): cytoplasm
Molecular function (GO): cystathionine beta-synthase activity; cysteine synthase activity
Source: RefSeq, a predicted model, not a curated record
CUUUUUAUUCCUCCUCCCCAUCGCUCACUCACCUCUUCUCUUCUUCUCAUCAUCCCACCCUUACCUCUUCUCUCAUCUCAUUCAACCCACUACAUCCUCGUAACAUCAUGUCCCCCACCACUUGCGGAGCCCACGGCUGCAGCCAGAUUGGUAGCCACAGACACGAGGAGCACCUCCCUGAGCCUGCCAUUCUCGAUACCAUCCUGGACCAUAUUGGAAACACCCCUUUGGUCCGUAUUAACAAGAUCGCAAAGUCAGAGGGUCUUCAGUGCGAGCUACUGGCCAAGUGCGAGUUCUUCAAUGCCGGUGGAUCGGUCAAGGAUCGUAUUGGAAAGCGCAUGGUUGAGGAGGCUGAGAAGGACGGACGCUUGAAGCCCGGAUGCACCAUUAUCGAGCCCACUUCUGGAAACACCGGUAUCGGUCUUGCUCUGGCCGCUGCCGUCAAGGGUUACCGCACCAUCAUCACGCUUCCUGAAAAGAUGUCUCAGGAGAAGGUCGAUGUCCUCAAGGCUCUCGGCGCCGAGAUCGUUCGCACCCCCACCGAGGCUGCCUGGGAUGCUCCUGAAUCCCACAUUGGAGUCGCCAAACGCUUGAACGCAGAGAUCCCCGACUCUGUCAUUCUGGACCAGUACGCCAACCCUUACAACCCUGUCACCCAUUUUGAUCACACUGCAGAGGAGAUCUAUAGGGCCUGUAACGGCCAGGUCGACAUGCUAGUUGCUGGUGCUGGUACCGGUGGUACGAUUACGGGAAUUGCCAGAAAGCUGAAGGCCCUUUGCCCGAACAUCAUUAUUGUCGGUGUCGAUCCCCACGGCUCUAUUUUGGCCCAGCCCGAGUCUCUCAAUACCUCAACCGAGGGUUACAAGGUUGAAGGUAUCGGUUAUGAUUUUAUUCCCGAGGUUUUGGACCGCAACCUCAUUGAUAGAUGGGUCAAGAGCGAAGACAAGGAGUCGUUCACAAUGGCCCGCCGCAUGAUCCGCGAGGAGGGUAUUCUCUGCGGAGGUUCAUCCGGUACUGCUGUCGCGGCUGCUGUCAAGGCUGCUAAGGAUCUCGGCCCUGGCAAGCGCUGCGUUGUCCUUCUUCCCGACUCUGUCCGCAACUACAUGACCAAGUUCUUGAACGAUGGCUGGAUGCAGACCAACGGAUUCACAGACCAGGCUAUGGCCAACGAGCAAGAGUCCAAGCACCUCCAGUGGGGCGGCGCCACCGUCGGAAGCCUUCACCUCAAGGCUGCUGUCACUGUCACAAACACCUCCCGCUGCCGCGAGGCCAUCAUCUUGAUGGAACGCAAUGGCUUUGACCAGUUGCCCGUCGUCUCGUCCAAGAACGGCCGUCUUGUUGGAUUGGUCACCCUCGGCAACCUGCUUUCAAGGAUCGCGACUGGCCGUGUCCAGGUCGAUGGUCAGGUUCAAGAUGUCAUGUUCAAGUUCCAAAAGUCGGGCACUCACUUCACAGAGAUCACUGACGACACCCUCUUGGAGGACUUGACUGGAUUCUUCGAAAAGAACUCCGCUGGUGUUGUCACUGAGCGUGGGGGCUCUAAGGUCAAGGCCGUUGUCACCAAGGUCGAUCUUGUCUCUUUCCUUGUCAAGAAGACCGCUGUUUAAAGCAACUAAUCAGGAGCAAAUAGAGUGCCGUAUUUGCCACCAUAAAAGAACAUAAGGGAUCAUCUGUAGAAUAAAAUAUAAUAGCCAUCAGUGCGAAAAGCU